AAUGUGAGCUGUUUAAGACUAACAGUACCUGUUUUUAACUCUUUUGUCUAUUCCAUUGUUAAAAAGAGUGUUUUAGGUGAAAUGACAGCAUGAGGUUUACAAGAUUUUUCCCAGGUAAAUGUCAAAGACUGUGGACACAACCAGUGAAGGAGUCAUGCAGCAGCAAGAACAGUAUCCCUGUACGCCAUCUCUUCCAACAGUCCGAGACUGCUGCGGGACAUUCAUUUCAAGAUCCAAGAAUUAAGAUGACUCCCAGACUGAUUCGAAUGGCCAGAUUUACCAAAAGAAUUGGCUGGACAGAAGAGCCCCCUCAAUUCAUAACGCGAAAUGAGCAUCUUGCCAUGAGAACUAUUUCAAGGAUAAAGGUCAAUGUCAUUGGUGUUGUUUUCAUGAUCUGUCUUGCCGGGUCAAUUAUCAGGAAAGGGAGAGAAAUCAAGAAGCGAGGGAGGACACUGAGUGAUUGCAGCCAAGUGCAAGUAGAUGCACUGAGACUUAAGCAUUUACUGGAACAGAAACAGGAAAGAGAAGCUGCUGCAAAGACUAGUAAAGCCUAGAGAACCAGUUUAUUUUACAGCAUUUUAUUUCUGUUUGUAGAGUUAAUAAAGACUGAAUACAUUGUACAUGUUUAAAACAGCUCUAAAUAUAAUUAUGUACAAACAUAUAAACAGUAAAUAUAUUUUAACAAGAA
Saccostrea cuccullata (small rock oyster) is the source of this 688-nucleotide messenger RNA. RefSeq lists its product as uncharacterized. The record is from RefSeq and is a predicted model, not a curated record. Bases 90 to 554 code for a protein of 154 amino acids. NCBI's taxonomy places the organism in Eukaryota, Metazoa, Mollusca, Bivalvia, Ostreida, Ostreidae. The transcript has 5 exons.